Molecule: messenger RNA, 2513 nt
Organism: Amborella trichopoda
Lineage: Eukaryota; Viridiplantae; Streptophyta; Magnoliopsida; Amborellales; Amborellaceae
Source: RefSeq, a predicted model, not a curated record
UGAAGAUGCAACUUUUCUUUUCCUUUCAUUUUGCUUUUUCCGUUUUUUGGUUUUUCUGGUAAAUGGCUCAACAGUCAAGCCUUUCUUGACUCCCAAGGAGCACAACUCCAAAGCGAUCAAAAUUUUAAGUUCUCUCUCUCUUGUUUACUGACAUGCACAUGAAUCCCCACCAGUGACGGAGCCAUGGCUGCUUCUCUACAAGCUUGGUUUCUCUCUCUUCUCUUUUGUUGUAUUCUUUCUCGAGGUUACGAUUUUGAUCCUUAUAAAGAAUGCGCUCCUGUCAAUUGCUCGGGCAUCAAUAUACAAUUCCCAUUCUCUGCUGCUUCCAGUCCAGAGCUAUGUGGGCUCUUCAAAAUUGAUUGUGGAGGGUUAAGCUCCCCAACCACUAUCAAAUUCCUGGACAAAUCGUAUGAUGUUAAGAACAUAUCAUACCCUGAGCGCACUCUCAACUUCACUGCUCCCUUAUCUGAUUUCUUUGACAAUGGGAAUUGUUCUUUUCUCCUUCACAAAAUUUCCCUUCCGGACCGCAUCGAGGGCUUCUAUCUUCCUUCCUCCCAUGUUAAUAUCAGCAUCUUCUAUUGUGGUGAUCUCUCUCUCCUCAAUAACGAAGAAAACAUUUGGGCGCUUAAAGGGUGCGGGAGCGAGAGGAACCAGGAGAUUUAUUACACUGAUAAACAAGAAAUAGUAAAUAAUUUAAUUCUUCCAUCUACUUGUUCUUGGAUUCAGUAUCCUGUGCUAGAAUCCAGUCUUAAGGCUAUGAAAUAUGGCAAUGGAUCCUGGCCCCUUCAGAAGCUUUUGACGGAGGGUAUUGCCCUUCAAUGGGAGCAAUUUCCUUCAGGGUGCUCAAAUUGCACUAGUUCUGGUGGCCGCUGUGCGUUGAAUGCCGCAGAUAGAAGGACAAUUGCUUGUUACUGCAAGGAUGGAUUAGCUAGCAGGGAAGCCUGUGACAACGGUACCGGGGUUUUUGUGCAGGUCACCAGGUCCAAAUAAGUUCAGGGUUCAGGUCCGGAUCCAGGUAUUAUAGACUCGAACGGGUCCAGCUCCAGGUCUGGGUACUAUGUAUGAAUUUCGCGUCGGGGUCCAGCCGUACUGGGACCUACCUGACCCGUUCCCAGCCCUAUAAUAUUGGUGGGUAAUAUUGCCUGUAUUUUUUUAAAAAAAAUAUUCACACUUUAUAAGAAAAUUAAAACCGUGGAGAAGAAACCCAACCUGGUCAAAGUAUUCCGGUUCCGAUUCAAGACCUGCUCCAUCACGCGUCAAUUUGAAACGAUUGCGCGUAUUAAAGUAAAAAGCCAUUAAUUAAAUAAUGGGGAAGAGAUCUUCAAGUUCCACCCAUCGAGCUUUCUUUCUGCUUCUUCCUCCUCUUGGCACCAUGUUUGGCUUUCUCUCUCAAAACACCCACUUGAUGCUUGGGUUUCUCUCUCUAAACGCCCACUUGCUUCAUUCAGAACCACCUGUUGCUCUACUUGUUUUCCUUCCUCUCUUUUGGGUUCCUGUUUUCAUGGCGGAUUCCUAGUAUGAGGCCUGUAGCGCUCACGAUUGUGGUCGCAUUCGUAUCAGCUAUCCUUUCGCGGUCGAUUACCGGAUUCCGGAAUUCUGCACUUACAGUGGCUUCAAUCUCACCUGCAUCAACAACACCCCCUUCCUAAACUUGAACAAUCAAUUAUACCAAGUAAGAGAUAUCGAUUGCCAGACUAGGACCAUUUCCGUAGUAGCUUAAAGCAUAAUUGACGGUAUGGAAUGCCCCAUUCCUAGAAUAUAAUGUCACCCUCGACAAUUAUCCAUUCAGUUACUAUUCACCCAGGACGAAUGUCCUCCACCUACCUGAUUCCAGUAAGCCCAUCCCUAACCCAUUCUCUUCAUAGCUUGAGCUGAGAAAUAGGAAGCAUUAGAUAAAGCUCUUCCCCCCAAAAUGUUUUUACAACAACUAAAAGUAAAAACUUCCAGUAAUUUAGAAUCUCAUCUCUGUUUUGGAAAAUUAAGUAAUAAGAGGAUUCAGUAACAUUCCCAACAUACCCAAACUUGUCUGAACUUGCCCUGUUUUUUGUGUUUGUUACCUCGGAGUGAUUGUAGACAAAAGGACCCAUUAUGGGCUUUACUUGAGUUUUCAAUUUCGAUUACUUUAAAAUUGUUAAAAGAAAAUGGUCAAUUUGGUUAUUAUGAUAUUAAAAAUAUACAUGAAUUGGGUAUGGGUCCUUCGCUUUGAUGAGAGAUGAGGGAGGGGGUUAACAAAGACCCGGAUGAUAAAUUUUGGAGAGGGGAAAUUAGGCCACUUAAAAACAAUCAUUUUAAGAAAAAAGUUUUUAUCAAGCUUAUAAUUUUACUUGUAAAAGUAAAGUUGCCGUAACCUAAAUCGUCGAUUUUAUUUAAAAGCAAAGUUGAGGCAUCUUUCCAAAGCCACCCACGAGGAGGUAUUGAGUGCUAGAGUGCUUACAUAUAUUUACGAAUUUUAGUUAUGGUAUUGAUAGGUAGAGUCUCAAAUAAUGAGUUUUAUGACAAACUGCGGCAAUAAC